Messenger RNA from Ornithorhynchus anatinus (platypus), 945 nucleotides. Its product is annotated as olfactory receptor 1361-like. Gene Ontology annotation, cellular component: membrane. Gene Ontology annotation, molecular function: G protein-coupled receptor activity; olfactory receptor activity. NCBI's taxonomy places the organism in Eukaryota, Metazoa, Chordata, Mammalia, Monotremata, Ornithorhynchidae. The transcript has a single exon. The coding region runs from base 1 to 945 and encodes 314 amino acids. Gene Ontology annotation, biological process: G protein-coupled receptor signaling pathway. The record is from RefSeq and is a predicted model, not a curated record.
AUGGGCUCAGAGAACAAGACGGGGGCCUCGGGGUUCAUCCUGCUGGGCCUGUCCAGUGAUUCCGAGCAGCAGCGGCUCCUCUUGGUGCUCUUCCUGACUCUGUACCUGGUCACCGUGGGGGGGAACCUGCUCAUUGUCCUUGCCAUUGGCACCGACUCGCACCUCCAGUCCCCCAUGUACUUCUUCCUCGCCAACCUGUCCCUGGUCGACGUCUGCUUCUCCUCCACCACCGUCCCCAAGAUGCUGACCAACAUGCAGACCAGCAGCCCAGCCAUCUCCUAUGUCGGCUGUCUGAGCCAGUUAUACUUUUUUCUUAUUUUUUCGGAUCUGGACAAUUUGCUCCUGGCCGUGAUGGCUUACGACCGCUUCAUGGCCAUCUGUCGGCCCCUGGACUACGCCACGGCCAUGGGCCCCCAGCGCUGUGUCCUGCUGGUGGCUGCCUGUUGGGUCAUUACUAAUCUCAUCUCCCUGUUACACACCAUCCUGGUGACAAAACUUUCCUUCUGUGCUGACCGCACCAUCCCCCACUUCUUCUGUGACCUGGCCCCGUUGCUGCAGCUGUCCUGCUCGGACACCUCGGUCAAUGAGCUGGUGGUUUUGAUCGUAGGGGGGUCGUCCAUUGCAAUUCCCUUCACUCUUAUCCUGAUCUCCUACAUCCGCAUCAUUGCCGCCGUCCUCAGGGUGCCCUCGGCCAGAGGAAGAUUCAAAGCCUUCUCCACCUGUGGCUCCCACCUGGCUGUGGUCUCUCUCUUCUACGGGACCAUUGUCGCCGUCUACUUCUUGCCUUCGUCUACACAGUCACCUGGAAAGGACUCAGUGGCGGCGGUGCUGUAUGCGGUAGUGACCCCCCUGCUCAACCCCUUCAUCUACAGUCUGCGAAACCGCGACCUGCAUGGAGCCUUGCGCCGGGCGCUCUGCAGUUGGAACCUGGCCCCAGCCCUAUAG